AUGGGUGCUUUGAUUGGUUUAAUAGUAGUGAUAGUUUCAAUUUUAUUCUUGGACUGGUGCUAUAAGGUUUACAAAAGGAAUAAACAGCUGGAGAAAAUACCUGGACCGUGGCCUAUUCCAUUUUUCGGUUACAAGCUACCAACAAAUGUAUUUGAUUUGAUGCGUAUGUUUGAUGAUCUCACUAAAAAAUAUGGAAAAACUUGUAAAUUAUACAUUGGCGAAUCUCUUCAUGUUGUAACAUGUGAUGCAAAUCUAAUAGAACAAGUAAUGAAAUCAAAUGUCCACAUAAAUAAAACUAAACUAUACGAUAUAUCAAAACCUUGGUUGAAAGAUGGUUUGAUUGUUAGUGCAGGUGAUAAAUGGAGACAAAGAAGAAAAUUGUGCAUACCAUCUUUUCAUUUUAGCGUGAUCAAAAACUUUUUUAAAAUUUUCAAAAGAUCUUCAGAAACUCUAAUAAAAAGACUUGGAGAACAAGCUGAUAAAUAUGUCGAAAUAGAUGCAAGAGAAUUCAUAUCAAAAUUUUCAUUCGAAGUUAUUGCAGAAUCAUCGUUCGGAAUAAGAAUGAAUGUACAGAACGACGAAAACCAGGAUUACAUUAAAUCUGUCGACAAAUACACAGAAAUUAUAUUUACAAGAGCUUUUUCAGUGUGGAAACGUUUUGAUAUUCUAUUUAAACUUUUCUCUGAGGAUUUCAAAAUGCAUAAGAGUUCUUUGGAUAUCAUAGAUGGGGUGUCGAAGAAAAUCAUUCAAAAUAAACGUGAUGAAUACGAAAAUGGAAAUGUGACUGAAAUUAAGAAAAAUACUAGUUUAAUAGACCAACUCAUGCACAACGCGAAACUUCCUGAUGAUGGUGUCUAUGAAGAAACAAACAACUUUUUAUUUGCAGGGUACGACACGACAACCACAUCUUUAUGUUUUACUUUAUUCGAAUUGUCUAAACGUAUGGAUGUGCAAGAAAAAUUAUAUGAAGAAAUAAAAUUAACUUUAAACAAUGAUUUCAGCAAACUUAGCCACGAAAAUUUAAAUUCUAUGAAAUAUUUAGAUCAAGUUAUAAAAGAAAUGUUAAGGUUUCGAUCACCGGUACCUCUUAUUGAAAGAGUAUUGGAAGAAGACUUUAAGCUUGGCGAUAUAAUCUAUCCCAAAGGAACUGCAAUAACGAUGCUACUCUACUGGCUGCACCGUCAAGAGGACUAUUAUCCCGAUCCUGAAAAAUUUGAUCCUGAACGAUUCAAUGCCGAUAAUCCCCAACCUCCAACUUUUGCAUAUGUGCCUUUUAGUGCUGGUCCCAGAAAUUGUAUUGGUAAAAAUUAUGCCCUGACGGAGAUAAAAACAGUGAUCACAAGAAUUAUAAUGGAAUUUAUAAUAGAACCCGUAGUUGGAGCUAAGUUAGAAUUAGGUUUGGCAGGUCUUUUAUAUUCUAAAUACGGAUUUCCAAUUAAGAUUAAAAAAAGAUGA
This is a messenger RNA of Psylliodes chrysocephalus, 1455 nucleotides long. The record is from the annotation of a GenBank genome assembly. Lineage: Eukaryota; Metazoa; Arthropoda; Insecta; Coleoptera; Chrysomelidae.